AGGUUACUGUACGCUGCAAUGUGACAGGGGCUCGUCCAGGACCAGUGAGAUGGUACAGGGACACUGGCAGUGGCAGAGAGUAUCUCUACUCUACAGCCCCUCCGCCCAAUGAGAGAAACGACCCCCGUGUGUCUCAAGUACAUCAAAACCACGCCACAGAUCUCUCCAUUCGAAUUGUGAACCUGACCCUGAGUGACUCAGGAAGGUAUUACUGUGAGAAAUACAGAGGGAUUGUUGAGACCCUCAUUUCUGGCGGCUCAGGGAGCAGGCUGAGUGUGCGAGGGCGAUCGCACUCCACUGGCAUUUUAAUUGAAAGUAUUUGAUCGGUUUGGAAGGCUUCGUGGGUGCAGGAGUUGUUGAGGACUGAAAAGGGAAAGGAACCGCAGAGUUGCCUGCAGCUGCAUUAGAAUGUUCUAGAACGCUCUUGGAAUGCUCUAGAACACAACGUAAAAGGGGAUUUUUUAUGUUUUAUCAUUGUUCAUUUAAUUUUUUAAUUUUUUUUUUUAUGAUUGUGAAACCAGGUUAUCAACCAGUGGCAUUUCACAAGAGCAGCAGAUUUUAAAAACUAUUUUACAAAUUAUUCCAGAGUGUUCUAGAAUCCAGUCGGGAACAGGGAGGGGAGCGCCAGAGUCUAGAACACAGGAUAGAGAGGGGCCAGUUUAGAACCCAGUCUAGCAAGCCACAGAGAAUCAGGGAACGCGAUAAAAAACACAAGUCUAGAACACUCUAGAAGCAACUAGUACACUGCCAGUAUCUCUCAAUGAUUCCCAGUACAGCCUCUGCUAUUCCCAGUAGAGUGUCAGUAUCUCUCAGUGAUUCCCAGUACAGCCUCUGCUAUUCCCAGUAGUGCCAGUAUCUCUCAGUGAUUCCCAGUACAGCCUCUGCCAUUCCCAGUACAGUGCUAGUAUCUCUCAGUGAUUCCCAGUACAGCCUCUGCUAUUCCCAGUGUUGUACCAGUAUCUCUCAGUGAUUCCCAGUACAACCUCAGUGAUUCCCAGUACAGCCUCUGCUAUUCCCAGUGCAGUACCAGUAUCUCUCAGUGGUUCCCGUGGCGAUGGCGGGGCUGGGGGCGUGUGAGCGGGUGCGGAGGGGGGUCACUCUGGUCUCGGGGUUCAUGGAGUGCAUUUGCUUCUCUGGCGUCCUCUUCGGCUGGGCGUCCCUCGUCUUCGUUCUCAAGAGUGAGGGAUACUUCAGAGAGCGCUGCGUGAAUUCAACCGACACAGUAGAGAAUAACACAGUUCCAGACUGCAGCUCUCAGGACGAGCAGUUCUCUCUCAUUUUCACGGUCGCCUCCUUCAUGAAUAACUUCAUGACUCUGCCCAUCGGAUACAUCUUUGACCGAUUCGGUACCACGGCGGCCAGGCUACUGGGAAUAUCCUUUUACACCACCGCCACGCUAAUGAUAGCCUUCUCCUCAGCAGCAUCCUCGCUGCUGCUGUAUCCAGCUCUGUGUCUUUUGGCUGUCGGAGGGAUUUUAUUUCUAGUCACCAAUAUCCAGGUUGGGAAUCUGUUUGAAAAGCAUCGCUCCACCAUCAUCACUCUCUAUAACGGAGCAUUCGAUUCAUCAUCCGCAGUGUUCCUGAUCGUGAAGGUGCUGUUUGAGAUUGGUAUCUCUCUCAGAUCGAUGUUCCUGUUCAUCUCGUCCUGCAGUGUGCUGCAUCUGCUCCGGACGUUCUUUCUGCUCCCCCGAAAACACAUCCCGUACCCCCUGCCAGAGGACUUCACCUACGGGGUGUCUUGCGAGACGUCCCAAAGCUUCACGCCGACCAGGGAAGGGGGGGAGGGGGCAGGCCCUCGAAACAGAGCCCCCCAGAGGACCACGGAGGUACUGCAGCCAGCGGAGGAGCCGCUGAGAGAGGGUGACGCUGAGAUGUCGUUCCGAAGCUGCGUUCUCUCCUGGCUCUUUUGGUGGCAACUGCUCUGGCUCUCUGUGAUGCAGCUCCGUCACUAUCUGUUCAUCGGCACCCUGAACCCCAUGCUGAGCAGACUGACCGAGGGGGACCCCGAAAAAAUCAGUCGCUACACCAACGCCUUUGCGUUCACUCAACUUUGUGGGGUUCUCUGUGCCCCCUGGAACGGGCUUAUCAUGGACAGACACAAGAGAGGGGCGCACAGCCAGAGGGACCCCCAAAACGGUUCGGCGCGGUUGGCUGACCUGCGCUCCUCGAUCCUGUCUCUCUCUCUGACUGGUUUCCAGUGCGUUCUGUUCUCCGUGUGCGCCGCGGUCCCAGUCCUCCCCCUCCAGUACCUCACCUUCAUCCUGCAGGUGCUGAACCGCUCCUUCCUGUACGGGGGCAACGCGGCCUUCAUCAUCAUCGCAUUCCCUCCCCGUCACUUCGGGAAGCUGUAUGGUCUGGUGAUGUCACUGUCUGCUGUCGUGUCUCUGCUCCAGUACCCCUGCUUCAUCCUGGUCAAGGGGCCGCUGCAAGGGGACCCCCUCUACGUGAAUGUGGCUCUGAUCGCUGUCACUCUGCUGGCGUUUGUUCAUCCAGUCAACGUGUACCUGCACUGCCGCCGGGAGACCAAGCAAAGAGAGACUGCCGCCCACACACACUGAGACACACACACACUGAAACACACACACUGAAACACACACACUGACACACACACACACUGAAACACACACACACACUGAGACACACACACUGAAACACACACACUGACACACACACACACUGAGACACACACACACACUGAGACACACACACACACUGAGACACACACACUGAAACACACACACUGACACACACACACACUGAGACACACACACUGACACACACACUGACACACACACACACUGAGACACACACACACUGAAACACACACACUGAAACACACACUGAAACACACACACACUGAGACACACACACUGAAACACACACACACUGAAACACACACACACACUGAAACACACACACACUGAGACACACACACACUGAGACACACACACUGAAACACACACACACUGAGACACACACACUGAAACACACACACACACUGAAACACACACACUGAAACACACACACACUGAAACACACACACACUGAAACACACACACACUGAGACACACACACACACACACACUGAAACACACACACUGAGACACACACACACUGAAACACACACACUGAAACACACACACACUGAGACACACACACACUGAGACACACACUGAAACACACACACACUGAGACACACACACACUGAAACACACACACUGAGACACACACACUGAGACACACACACUGAAACACACACACACUGAGACACACACACUGAAACACACACACACUGAGACACACACACACUGAAACACACACACACUGAGACACACACACACUGAAACACACACACACUGAGACACACACACUGAGACACACACACACUGAAACACACACACUGAGACACACACACUGAAACACACACACUGAAACACACACACUGAGACACACACACUGAAACACACACACACUGAGACACACACACACUGAAACACACACACACUGAGACACACACACACUGAAACACACACACACUGAGACACACACACACUGAAACACACACACUGAAACACACACACACUGAAACACACACACUGAAACACACACACACUGAGACACACACACACUGAAACACACACACACUGAGACACACACACACUGAAACACACACACUGAAACACACACACUGAGACACACACACUGAGACACACACACACUGAAACACACACACUGAAACACACACACUGAGACACACACACACUGAGACACACACACACUGAGACACACACACUGAAACACACACACACACUGAGACACACACACACACUGAAACACACACACUGAAACACACACACACUGAGACACACACACACACUGAAACACACACACUGAGACACACACACUGAGACACACACACACUGAAACACACACACUGAAACACACACACUGAGACACACACACACUGAGACACACACACACUGAGACACACACACUGAAACACACACACACACUGAGACACACACACACACUGAAACACACACACUGAAACACACACACACUGAGACACACACACACACUGAAACACACACACACUGAAACACACACACACUGAGACACACACACACACUGAGACACACACACUGAAACACACACACACUGAAACACACACACUGAAACACACACUGAAACACACACACACUGAGACACACACUGAAACACACACUGAAACACACACACUGAAACACACACACUGAAACACACACACACUGAAACACACACUGAAACACACACACACUGAAACACACUGAAACACACACACUGAUACACACACACACUGAGACACACACACUGAAACACACACUGAAACACACUGAAACACACACACACUGAGACACACACACACUGAGACACACACUGAAACACACUGAAACACACACACACUGAGACACACACACUGAGACACACACACUGAAACACACACACACUGAAACACACUGAAACACACACACACUGAGACACACACUGAGACACACACACUGAAACACACACACACUGAGACACACACACUGAAACACACACACACUGAGACACACACACACUGAGACACACACUGAGACACACACACACUGAAACACACACACACACUGAAACACACACACUGACACACACACACUGAAACACACACACUGAAACACACACACACACACCGACACACACACACUGAAAUACACACACUGAGACACACACACACUGAGACACACACACUGAAACACACACACUGAGACACACACACACCCCGACACACACACACUGAUACACACACACACUGAGAUACACACACUGACACACACACACUGAGACACACACACACACUGAGAUACACAUACACACUGACACACACACGCACACACACAAGACACUGACACACACACACUGAGACACACACACACUGAGACACACACACUGAAACACACACACUGAGACACACACACACCCCGACACACACACACUGAUACACACACACACUGAGAUACACACACUGACACACACACACUGAGACACACACACACACUGAGAUACACAUACACACUGACACACACACGCACACACACAAGACACUGACACACACACACUGAGACAGACACACACACUGACACACACACACACAGACAUGUACACACACACACACUGACACACACCCUGCAGCCCACAGCACUCCCCUCUGCUCAGGAAUAUAAAGAUAUCAACACCUGUCAACAGCCAGCCUCCUGUGAAACUGAUUUACCUGUCAAGCGAGCCGAUAAACGAACCGCGAAGGAACUCAAACCUGUCAAGAACCACACGUCAUGCUGAGCUGCAGACCAAACUGGAGUCCUGUCAAGAGACACGACACUGCAGAUUCAAACUGGAGACCUGUCAAGAGACACGACGCUGCAGAUUCAAACUGGAGUCCUGUCAAGAGACACGACACUGCAGAUUCAAACUGGAGUCCUGUCAAGAGACACGACGCUGCAGAUUCAAACUGGAGUCCUGUCAAGGGACACGACGCUGCAGAUUCAAACUGGAGUCCUGUCAAGAGACACGCCGCUGCAGAUUCAAACUGGAGUCCUGUCAAGAGACACGACGCUGCAGAUUCAAACUGGAGUCCUGUCAAGAGACACAACGCUGCAGAUUCAAACUGGAGUCCUGUCAAGGAAUGUGUUUUAGCAAUACUGUGAAUGUUUGAUAUCGUCUUACAAUCAGAAUAGUUUAUGGGUUCACCAACGCCUUUUUUGUGACGUUUUUAACCAUUUUGUGCGAAGGGUUUCUAGUUGCUAUUCAAGUGACAGUGUGUUUGUAUUGCUUGUAGAUUAUUAGCUGUACAACAAAGGGAAAUGAGACACGUGUUUACAGACAAUAUACAGACCAGAGGAUCACAGGGUUACCAGAGACUACCAAGUGUUAGCAAGGGCUACCAACAUCUACCAACAUCUACCAACAUCUACCAAGAUCUACCAACAUCUACCAACAUCUACCAAGAUCUACCAACAUCUACCAAGAUCUAUCAACAUCUACCAAGAUCUAUCAACAUCUACCAACAUCUACCAACAUCUACCAAGAGCUACCAAGAUCUACCAACAUCUAUCAAGGGCUACCAAGAUCUACCAACAUCUACCAAGAUCUACCAACAUCUACCAACAUCUACCAAGAGCUACCAAGAUCUACCAACAUCUAUCAAGGGCUACCAAGAUCUACCAAGAUCUACCAAGAUCUACCAACAUCUACCAACAUCUAUCAAGGGCUACCAAGAUCUACCAGCAUCUACCAAGAUCUACCAAGGGAUACCAAGAUCUACCAAGAUCUACCAACAUCUACCAAGAUCUACCAAGAUCUACCAAGGGCUACCGAUGGCUACCAGGGGCACCCCCCAGGGGCCACAGACCCAGUGAGUUCAGGCUGGUUUCACAGGCCCCUCUCCAUUCUGGUAUCUAUUGGGAAGGUCUGUGAAACCAGCCAUGUGCUCUGAAUGUAUUAACUUUCUUUUUUUAUAAAGCUUUAUUGGAAACGCUGUGAAACGUAACACAAUAUAAAUAUGAAUAAUAAUAAUCUGCGUGAUACUAAAUAACUAAGGUCAUUUUACAUUAUAUUUGUUAAUAUAAUAUAUAUAUAUAUAUAUAUAUAUAUAUAUAUAUAUAUAUAUAUAUAUAUAAUUUUAAUUCAAUAACUCAAAUGGUGUGUUUUAACAAUGUAUUUUUCUAUUCUCAAUAUUAGGUCACCUCCUUAACCCAUUAAAAUGAAUUUCUCAUACUUUGCUUCGAUAAAGAAAUCUGACCACAAGCUGUGUGUAUCUAAUUUGAUAGGUUAAAAUGUAGACUUCACUUUUGCUGUUUACACAGUUCGAGUGAGUCAUCAUAACAGUCUGUGUUUUGUUAUUUUUUGUAUGGCAGUCACUCAAACACUGUGUUUAUUAUUAUUUUAUUCAUCAGUCUGUGUUGCUUUGACUGAGUUCAGGAGCUGCUCUUCAGUUCUAGCUGCGCUGCCAUAGUUAUUGUAUUGUGAAUCGCUACAGCCCUGGCUAGGACUACAGCUCCCAGCAUGCCUCUGCACCCGCGGCAAUGGCGAGGGAUGCUGGGAGCUGUAGUUCUUUAACUGCAAAGCGCUGGGCUGGGCUGUAUUACAUUGUUUUUGCUCAGUCUGUGUUGCUUUGACUGCGAGUUCAGGAGCUGCUCUUCAGUUCUAGCUGCGCUGCCAUAGUUAUUGUAUUGUGAAUCGGUACAGCCCUGGCUAGGACUACAGCUCCCAGCAUGCCUCUGCACCCACGGCAAUGGUGAGGGAUGCUGGGAGCUGUAGUUCUUUAACUGCAAUGCGCUGGGCUGGGCUGUAUUACAUUGUUUUGCUCAGUCUGUUUUGCUUUGACUAAAUUCAGGGGCGACUCUGUGGUGCAUUUUAUACUAAAUAUUAAAACUUUUUUACAAAGUG
Molecule: messenger RNA, 7460 nt
Organism: Acipenser ruthenus (sterlet)
Lineage: Eukaryota; Metazoa; Chordata; Actinopteri; Acipenseriformes; Acipenseridae
Product: equilibrative nucleobase transporter 1-like
Exons: 14
Coding region: 1055-2557 (500 amino acids)
Biological process (GO): transmembrane transport
Molecular function (GO): transmembrane transporter activity
Source: RefSeq, a predicted model, not a curated record